Molecule: messenger RNA, 15766 nt
Organism: Podarcis lilfordi (Lilford's wall lizard)
Lineage: Eukaryota; Metazoa; Chordata; Lepidosauria; Squamata; Lacertidae
Source: the annotation of a GenBank genome assembly
AUGUUCCUUGUCAAAAACUUCCUUGGUGGAGGAGGAGGUGGCGGCGGCGGCGGCGGAGGCAAUAUCAAGAUUGGGGGAGCGAACAUCAACAUUGGCAAUGUUAUCGGAGGGUUUUUAGGUGGUGGAGGGGGGAGUGGAGGCGGUGGAGGCGGUGGCGGUGGAGGAGGCGGAGCCAUGGGAAUCCUGGGAGGAGUCAUCAGCGCCAUCAGGUGAGUUAAAAAAAAGAGUUUAUUUACAACAUAUACAGUGGUGCCUCGCAAGACGAAAUUAAUCCUUUCAGCGAGUCUCUUUGUCUUGCAGUUUUUUCGUCUUGCGAAGCACGGCUAUUAGCAGCUUAGUGGCUAUUAGCGGCUUAGCGGCUAUUAAUGGCUUAGCGGCUUAGCGGCUAUUAACGGCUUAGCGGCUUUAAGAAAAAGGAAACAAACUCGCAAGAACUUGCAAGACGUUUCGUCUUGCGAAGCAAGCCUAUAGGGAAAUUCGUCUUGCGGAACGACUCAAAAAACACAAAACCCUUUCGUCUAGCGAGUUUUUCGUCUUGCGAGGCAUUCGUCUUGCGGGGCACCACUGUACACAAGUGUUUAUAAAACAAACAACAGCAAAACCACAACCAAAAACCAAUAAAAAAUGUAUACAGUGGACGCUCGGGUUGCGAACGUGAUCUGUGCGGGAUGCACGCUCGCAACCCGCAGCAUUCGCAACCCGUGUCUGCGCACGCGCGGGUUGCGAUUCGGCACUUCUGCGCAUGCACAAAGCGCGGUUUAGUGCUUCUGUGCGUACUUCUGGGUUUCGGUGGUCCAUAUAAAAAAAACCCGCAACCUGAAGUGGCUGUAACCCGAGGUAUGACUGUACAAAUAAUCCAUAACAAUGUACCUAAAUUUAUACAAAACAAAUAGUGAACAAUACACACACACACACACACACACACACCAUAUUUACGUUCUCCUUUUCUUCCAGUUGACUUCCUUCAUCCUCUCUACAUGGUUCUCUUUUCAUUUUUAGUAAACUGUCUCCAUAAUAGUUUGUUAUUCCCCCCCCUUUUAAUACAAUUUUUAACUUAAGUACCAUAAAUUAUCCUGCAGACGUGAAUCAAAACAAAUCCAAGUAUUAAUUUGAGGGCACUGCUUUUUAAGGUGUUCCCCCAUUCUUUUUGAAAUUUUUGCUUGGACUGACCCCUAAUUGCCUCUGUCAUUCUGGCCAAUUCAGUGUAGUCAAAUAAUUUAUCCUGCCAUUCUUUUUUUUUGUCGUUAUUUCUUUUUUCCCAUUUUCCUGCAAAAAGUGAGUUUAUUAUAGAGUGGUACCUUGGGUUAAGUACUUAAUUCAUUCUGGAGGUCCGUACUUAACCUGUAACUGUUCUUAACCUGAAGCACCACUUUAGCUAAUGGGGCCUCCUGCUGCUGCCGCGCCGCCGGAGCACGAUUUCUGUUCUCAUCUUGAAGCAAAGUUCUUAACCUGAAGCACUAUUUCUGGCUUAGCGGAGUCUGUAACCUGAAGCCUAUGUAACCUGAAGCGUAUGUAACCCGAGGUACCACUGUAUUGCUUCUGUCACUGGCUUGUAAAUAGCCACUUGCCUGCUUACCAGGUAACCAGAAAGGGAAGACAGUGGUAGUUUUUAUUCUGAGCGUUUAACGCACCACAAAUUAUUGCAGAGGCAUGCAGGUAUAAAUUAUUAUGGCCUUAUACCUUGUCUGCAACCCCAUGCAUUUAAAUUCCUGCAGGGUAGCAUGAAAAUGGCCCAGCGAUCUGGGAUCCAUCCAGCCACAGUGCUCACUGGAUCCCAUCAAUCAAAACAUGUCAGUUCCCUCCUAAUGUGAUUGGAGAUUUCACUAUUUAGGCUACUAAGGCAGCAGAUGGAUUCUUCUGAGUCAAAGGUCUGACCCUGAGCCCGCUUUUAGUGCCAAGACCCAGCCUGAAAAAUGGGGAGUGAUAUGAAAGAAGAGAGGAACUCUGAGCACGUGCAAAGUUAUUUUCUCCAUAAUCCUGAGCUGCUGCAUUGCACACAUCUUGGAUUAGUCUUCCAGAACUGAAAUAAUAACUUGCAAAUCAGCUCAAUCCCCUUUUUCUUAUUUUGAAAUGAAAUAUCGCUUAGGAACCUGGAUCUGGGGUGGGUGUGUGGUUCAGAUGUCACCUUGCUUUAUUUCCUGUGUGUGUGUGUGUGUGAAAGAGAGAGAGAGAGAGAGAGAGAAAGAAAGAAAGAAAGAAAGAAAGAAAUAUCAAGGGAAAUGCUUAUACUAAGUGUCAAACCUUUGCAUACUUUCGUGUGCAGGGUUAGGCUGGACUGAGUCCCAAAAGCCCAGAACUCACCUUCCUUAUUUACCGUAUUUUUCACUCCAUAAGACGCACCUAGUUUUUAGAGGAGGAAAGCAAGAAAAAAAAUUUCUGAGCGAAACAGUGGAUGUAUGAUUUUUGUGGUUCAUGCUGUGGCCACAGACAUGUGAUGUGACGGUGAGUUUGGGGUAGCCCAAUGCAAAAAUCCUGAGGAUCCAUGUAGAUCCGUGCUUUGUAACCACGUUUUUGCGCCAUUGCGGCCCCACGAAACAGUGGGUGCGUGAUUUUUUUUGGUGCAGGCUAUAGCCAUAGACAUAUUAUGUGAUCUGAUGGUGAAUUUUGGGUGACCCAAUGCAAAAACCCUGAGGAUCCAUGGGCUUUUACCUCCCCCCUCCCAAGCAGCCUCUGCUAGCCUCCCUUAUCUCUCUUCCGAUCCCACCGAUCAGCUGUUUCCUUUCAACACUCCUUUCCCUCUUGUUUGCCUUAGUGUCUUUUCCUUAACUGGAGCAGUUUUUUGCUGCUCCUUUUCUUCUAAUUUCUCUCCUCAUUGCUUUAGUCUUCCUGUCUCCUCUCCUUGCAAGUUUGCUCUUUACCUACCCCCUCACAGGCAGCCUCCUUUAUCUCUAGUGUCCCUUAUCUCCCUCUCGAUCGGCAAACGAUCAGCGGCUUUGUUUCAACACCCCCUUCCCUCUUUCAAAAAAAAAGCAUGCUCUGUUUUUUGCCCCUGGGCAAUUGGGCUCCAGGGACCACGCAUCCGCUCCAUAAGACGCACAGACAUUUCCCCUUACUUUUUAGGAAGAAAAAAGUGUGUCUUAAUACGGUGUUUGCCAUUGACUUAUUUAGAGCAUUUGAAUCCCACUCCUCAGGCAAAAAGGCUCCGGGAGUGCCUUACAUGCAGAUGGUCAAAACAAGACAAUUGGAUACCUCAGUCAGUAGAGCAUGAGACUCUUAAUCUCAGGGUUAUCCAUUCGAACGCCAUAUUGGGCAAAAGAUUCCUGCCUUUCAGGGCGUUGGACUAGAUGGUUCUUGUGGUCUCUUCCAACUCGACAAUUCUAUGAUUCUAAGACGGUUCCUGCCCGCCAUUUUUCAAUCUAGAAAAAAACAAUAGGCAGCACACAAGGCAAACAGGACGGGAAGGGAAGAGGAAAAAGAAAAAACCAAACUGGGGCAACAGUUGUUCAUGCAAUGACCAGCUUGCAUAGUUCAGGGGUAGGAGGUUCCUGAUGGAGCUGGGCUUUGGGCAAAACUCCUUUGUCCUUUGGGUUGGGGGUUAGGUGGGCUAAGCCAUCCUUCACCAACCGGGUGGACUGCAACAUCUGGUUGCUGAAGACCUGUGCAGGCUCCCAGCUCCGUCUUCUCCUUCUACCCAUUCCUGGAAGCCAAAGUGGUUUAUGUGUGUUCUGAGGACUAAGGAAAAGCAAAGUUCUCCUCCACUGGGAAGUACCGUACUUUUCCGUGUAUAAGACGAGUACACUCAUACCUCAUGUUACGUUUGCUUCAGGUUGAGCGUUUUCAGGUUGCGUCCCGCGGCGACCCGGAAGUACCGGAAAGGGUUACUUCCGGGUUUCGCCGCUUGCGCACGCACAGACGCACAAAAUGACAUCAUGCGCAGAAGCGGCGAAUCGCGACCCGCGCACGCACAGACGCGGUUGCGUUCUGCUCAUGUUGCAAACGGGCCUCCGGAAUGGAUCCCGUUUGCAACCAGAGGUACCACUGUAUUUCUAUGUGAAAUUAAUGUUUAAAAAUUGGGGUCGUCUUAUACACCGGGAGUGCAGAGGGGGGGCGAGUAACUGGUUUCUGCCGCGAGCCUGAGAUUGUCUUCGGUGUUCGUGUGGGUGAUUGGCAGCAACUGGUGGCGAGCGGGAAGACAUUUGGUGGCUUUUGCUCAACAACUCUGGGCAAUCCUCCCCCCAAAAACAACUCUGGACAAUUUCCCCCCAUUUUCUUAAUUUUUAGUUCCCCAAAAUAGAGGGCGUCUUAUACACGGAAAAAUACAGUAUUUUGCCUUUGAGGACCUUUCCUUCCACUGUUUGCGGAGAUGGGCUGGUAGCUGAACGGCUAGUUCGUGUUUACCGUCGGACUGGUUUGCUAGCAUGCAGGGAAACCUGGGUCAACAAGCAAAACAGCCACCAGCACCUGGGAUGAAACCCAAGUUUUCUCUAUCAGAAGAAGAGUUAGGCUUCUGUCCCAAACACCUAGGGAGUGAGCCCCACUUAACUUUGGGACACUCCUUUCAGGGUAAACAUACUGAGGAUUGCAGUUAUUAUUGUACCACUUAUAGCUUUGCUACUAAAGUUUGGACUCUCGGGAGUGAAGUCCAGGGUUCUUGAGUGGAGGAAGAAUUAUUAUUAUUAUUAUUAUUUAUUAUUUAUACCCCGCCCAUCUGGCUGGGCUUCCCCAGCCACUCUGGGCGGCUUCCAACAAAGUAUUAAAAUACAGUAAUACACCAAACAUUAAAAGCUUCCCUAAACAGGGCUGCCUUCAGAUGUCUUCUAAAAGUCUGGUAGUUCUUCUUCUCUUUGCCAUCUGGUGGGAGGGCGUUCCACAGGGCGGGUGCCACCACCGAGAAGGCCCACUGCCUGCUUCCCUGUAACUUGGCUUCUCGCAAUGAGGGAACCGCCAGAAGGUCCUCGGAGCUGGACCUCAGUGUCCGGGCAGAACGAUGGGGGUGGAGAUGCUCCUUCAGAUAUAUAUAAAGAACCAUGCUACCACUUUAGAAAGUCGUGGCUUCCCUCUGCCCCCCAAAAUGAUGGGAAUUACAGUUCAUUAAGGGCACUGAGAGUCGUAAGGAGACCCUUGUUUGGCUCGCAAAGCUACAAUUCCCAGAGUUCCCUGGGAAGAAGAAACAGAAAUCAUCCGGGCAUGUUUUGGGACUGGCACGGGUCAAAUUGCAGAGAUCUCUGGAUACCAGGCUGGCGACUGGGAAAAGCAGAAUGGCACUUAGAGAAGGAUCUGAGAUAUUUUCUUUGGAGCUUGAAUUUGUUUUAUUCUGGAGUGCCUGAUUUGAUGUUUUAAGGUGUUGUCAACUUCUUUGAGAUUUCUCAUUUAAAAUAUAAAGUGGUAAAUAUAUGAUGAUAGUGAUAUUUAUAGUUAUAAUGAUAAUAAUCUUCAGGGGCAAGAAGCCUCGACUUUCCAUUGUGGCGCCCGUAGCCCAGGUCUAAGGUGCCAUUUGGCGAUUAGAUUAUAUAUCUGAGUUUCUAACCCUGAGAGGGAUUGACUGUUAAACCUCUCUGUGAAUUGUAGGUCUGGGAGGGGAAUGAGUUAUUUCUUCCUUUUCCUGCUGAAUCAUACCAGGAAUUUUCCAGCUAUCCUGUAUGCAAAUAAGGCCACAGCAUGAGGCACGAUGAUUCCAAGUCAGCCCUGCUUCUGAGCUUUCUGAAAGCAAUGUUCCCACCGUUCCAAGCUUUUCUCUGAGACCAUGAGGGCUAGAAGCUUGGUUUAAAACUUGCAAAUGCACACGCACACACACACAGAGAGACAUGUUACUGUUGUUUCCUUUUCUUCCUUGCAUUUUGAUGCCCGGUAAAAACCUUGUUUAGACCAGUCUUCCCAGGUGUGUGGAAAGUUGAAGUAAUUUAAAUCUGUUUUAAUAUUCUACUUUUUGUAUGUUUUAAAGCAGGCAUCCCCAACCUGCGGCCCUCCAGAUGUUUUGGCCUACAACCCCCAUAAUCCCUGGCCAACAGGACCAGUGGUCAAGGAUGAUGGGAAUUGUAGUCCAAAACAUCUGGCGGGCCGAAGGUUGGGGAUGCCUCUUUUAAAGUAUCAUUUUUACUUUUCUUUGUUACUUGUUACUUUGUACUUUACAUUGUUACUUGGUUUUGCUGUUUUGUAAACCAUAUUAAGAACAAACAAACAAUUAAGCAGUGUAUAUACCGUAUUUUUUGCUCUAUAUGGCGCACUUUUCCCCCUCCAAAAAUGAAGGGGAAAUGUGUGUGCGUCCUGUGGAGCGAAUGCAGGCUCCUUGGCUUCAGAGAUAGCAACGCAAAGCCUCCAAAGCGCAGUGGGAGCGCUCCCUCCACGCUCCAGAGGCUACGCGUUGCUUUCGCUGAAGCUUGGAGAGCGAGAGGCGUCUGUGCGCACCGACCCCUCUUGCUCUCCAGGCAUCAGGGAUAGCCGCCUGAAGGCCUUCGGAGCGCAGCACGAAUUCCCGCUGUGCUCCGCAGGCUUCAGGUUCUUUUUGCUGAAGUCUUGCUCUCCCGGCUUCAGCAAAAGGAACCCGAAGCCUGUGGAGCACAGCGGGAACUCGCACUGCGCUCCGAAGGCUUCAGGGAUCUUUGAGGCUUCCCCCCGCCAGCCCCAAAGAGCAGGUCGAAAGGAACCUGUAGCCUCCGGAGCCCAGCAGGAACUCCUGCCAUGCUCCAGAGGCUUCAGGUUGCCUUGACUGAAGCCUGGAGAGCGAGAGGGGCAGUGCGCAGUGACCCCUCUCGCUCUCCAGGCUUCCCAGGUAGCCGCCUGAAGCCUCCAGAGUGCAGUGGGAACUCCUGCUGCGCUCUGGAGGCUUUGGGUGAACACACCUUGAAUGCACAGAAUGCACCUUGUUUUAGAGGGGGAGAACAAGAAAAAAAAAAUCUCCCCCUCUCUGCACAGCGCCCCUUCAGCGAAGUGGCAGGAGAAAACAAGGUGCGUCCUAUGGUCAGGUGCGUCCUAUAGAGCGAAAAAUACGGUACUUUAUGAAAUAAAGACACACACAGAGUAUCAUAGAACUGUAGAGUUGAAUGGGACCUCGGGGGUCACCUAGUCCAACCCCCUAGAUCAUACGUGACAAAUGGCCACCCAACCUCCAUGGAAGAUGGAGCAAGCUUGUUUUCUCCUGCUCUGGACGGUAGGACUCGAACCCAUGGCUUCGAGUUACAAGAAAGGAGAUUCUGACUCAACAUCAGGGAGAGCUUUCUGACAGUAAGAGUCGUUUGACAGUGAAACAGUCUCCCUUGGGAGGUGGUGGACUCCUCUUCCUUGGAGGUUUUUAAGCAGAGGUUGGGUGGGGGGUUGGACUAGAUGACCCCUGGGGAUCCCUUCCAGCUCUACGAAUCUUUGAUUCUAUGAACUCCUCUAUGAAUUCUCGAAGAGCAGGAUAUAGCUUUUGGGUGAGGCCCAGGGAAACCUCAGCUGGGGCUGAUGGGAAUUGUAGUCCACCUCGUAUUGAACCAUCCAUUCCCGUGGCGAUGCUUUGAAAGACCCACCGCUGAUUACGUUUAUCUUUUCUCUCCUCCAUGCCUGCCUGUCCUUCAGUGAAGCAGCCGCUCAGUACAACCCGGAACCUCCGGUAAGUCCUUCAUUUCCAUUUUUUUCUUUUUUUCCCUUUUUUCUUUUUAAAAUAUAUCUUUAUUAAUUUAAAAUAAAUACAUUUAUGAAAAACAGAUGUACAUACAAGUAAACAAACAUGCAACCAAACAAACAAAUAACAGAAAAACCAAACCAACCACCACACUAUAAGAAGAUUAAUAGAAUUAUCAUCAUAUAUACUCCUGGUAUUGAACACAAUUAUAACAUUUAUAGAAAAGAAAUUUAAAACUGACUUCCAAUCAAUCUCACUGUAUUUUGUCUACCCAUUACUUUAUACCGCACAGUUACAUAUUCCUUAUAUAAUUUCUUUUUACCUCCCUACGAACUUAUAUUUAUACAAUACAGGGAUCCGUCUAAUUCUGCCAAGAUGUUUCCUUUUAUUCCAUAGUUUUCUAAAUACAGUGGUGCCUUGCAAGACGAAAUUAAUCCGUUCUGCGAGUCUCUUCGUCUUGCGAAGCACGGCUAUUAGCGGCUUAGCGGCUAUUAGCGGCUUAGCGGCUUAGCGGCUAUUAACGGCUUAGCGGCUUUAAGAAAAAGGAAACAAACUCGCAAGAACUCGCAAGACGUUUGCGAAGCAAGCCCCUAGGGAAAUUCGUCUUGCGGAACGACUCAAAAAACGCAAAACCCUUUCGUCUAGCGAGCUUUUCGUCUUGCGAGGCAUUCGUCUUGCGGGGCACCACUGCAUUCUUUAAAGAUUCUCCAAUCCAUGUAGACUUUUUAUUUCAGUUGGCUUCUUGUCGCUUCCAUUUUUCUUGCUGCGCAGCAUUCAUUGCCGCUUGCGCUGGAGACAGGAUACUGGGCUGCCGAUUCAGGAAGCUGCCAGAAGUUUGAUUUUGGCCACUGCCUGGGAUUUUAUGGAAUAGAAUUGGGCAGGCUGGGUCCGUCCCCCCCGGCCUACACUGCUCUCAAACUUUCCAGGCACGGGUUUUCUCAAGUCCUCCAGGAGCUGAACCCUGGACGUCCUGCACAGGUUCUCGCCCUCCAAACUACGGCCCUCGUCCAAUUCCGUGUUUCUCUGUUUCUCUCUUCUCAGCCUCCUCGCAGCCACUUUUCCAACAUUGAAGCCAACGAAAGCGAAGAACAGCGGCAGUUCCGGAAGCUCUUUGUGCAGCUGGCGGGAGACGUGAGUGUUUUUGUCUCUCUAUCCACCCCGCCGGUGGCCUUUCCGUAAACACUGAGGACUAGCCUGAUGUGUCAGAUGGCAAUGGUGGUUUGCUCGUGAGUAACCAGUCAGGACUCCGACCUGUCCUUUACAGGUUUUAUUUUGUUGGUUUUUUUCAAAUUUCUUUAUUGAUUUUCACAUUUACCACAAGGAAAAAGGAAAAACAUUACAAAAUAAAGAGAAAAAAAAGACACAAAAAGGAAUUAUUACUUCAAAUCCCUAAUUUCAUUACAUUGAAAUCCCCUCUAACUGAAUUUCAUUAUAUCACCUUUUUAACACUUCUCCAAAUUCAUAUUUCUAAUGAUAUUAACUCCUUUCAAUUACUAACCUUUUCUCCUUUAUUAAUAUUCUAAUCCUUAAUAUUUAUUAACAACAUAUUCUUAUUCUACCCCUAAGCCUAUUAAUUUCUUCCAAGAAUUUUCUAUUUAUCUUAUAUUACAGUAUUUAGCUAAAUAUUCUUUAAAUUUCUUCCAAUCUUCUUGAUACUCCUUUCUGGCCGCGGAUUCUUCCAGUCGGGUCGGCCAGCUCCAAAAAGUCCAACAUCUUCAUCUGCCGUUCUUCUAUUGUUGCUAUCUCUUGCUAUUUCCGCUGCAGUUUUCUCUGUGAACUUGGUGGGCCUUACGUCUGAGUAAAACACACAUGGGAAAUGCAAAACAACUUUCUCUAGGCUCUGAACUUUCCCUUUUGCACUGCAGCCGACACCAUUCCCUUUCUUUUGUUCUAGGACAUGGAAGUCAGCGCCACGGAACUCAUGAACAUCCUCAACAAAGUGGUGACCCGGCGUAAGUGGAAGAUUAGUUUCCUUUGGGGCCUAUAGGGGUGGCAUUGGGAGCCGGUGGGAUGCCAGCACUGAUGGGAGUGUCUCAUAUUUAUUAUUUCAGUACCUAUUAACCCUUAUCAUCCCCAGCCAUUGGUCAUGCUGGCUGGAGCUAGUGGAAGAUUAGGUCCCCACAGCCAAGUCCCGUCCGCCCUGGCUGGAUGGCGCUCCCGGCUUCUGAUUCCGACAUUGGUCUCAACCCCCUUUUGCCUCUUCCUUUCCAGAUCCGGACUUGAAGACGGACGGCUUUGGGAUUGACACUUGUCGCAGCAUGGUGGCCGUCAUGGACGUAUCCUCUUGCCAGCUGGGGAUCUGGGGUUGGGUUUUGCUCCCUCUGCAUUCACACACACACACACACACACACACACACCGUAUUUUUUGCUCCGUAAGACUCACUUUUUUCUUCCUAAAAAGUAAGGGGAAAUGUCUGUCUGUCUUAUGGGGCGAAUGCCUGGUCCCUGGAGCUGAAUUGCCCAGGGGGGAAAGCAGAUGGUGCUUUUGAAAGAAGGAAGUGGGUGUUGAAACAAAGCCACUGACCUAGUUUUUAGAGGAGGAAAACAAGGAAAAAAUAUUCUGAACGAAACAGUGGAUGUGUGAUUUUUGUGGUGCUUGUGGCUUUUUGCUCCUUGACUGUGCCCUGUGCAGAGCGACACAACCGGAAAACUGGGCUUUGAGGAAUUCAAGUACCUGUGGAACAACAUCAAGAAGUGGCAGGUAAAAUGAAUUUUUUUUUGUUUGCAUCUAGCACACUCCUAUUUUGGGAUGGGGCUGUGGCAGGGUGGAUUUGAUUUAAAUCAAAUUGAUUUAAAUCACAAUUUAAAUCACUAGUCAGUAAGACUUAAUUUAAAUCCAUUUUUACAGAAAGGUUCAGCCUUGCUGGCAUCCCCUUAAUAUUUACAACCAGAGGAAGGUUUCAUUUUUGGAAUCAUAAAUUUUCAGAGUGGUUUUUACAAUUAUGUCAAAAAUGACUGAUUUGGUUAUACUAUUGGAAAUACACAGGCAGGUAAUUACGAAAUUGUUUAAAUUUGGACAACUUUUCUGCUGUACUUCAUUGGAAGGAGAAAAAUAAUAAUUUCCUUCAUAACAAUUCAAACAAUUUAUUUAACUAAAACAAUAACAUUAUAGCAUAUGUAUCCAUGUUUGUUAACCGAUGUGGUUAAACAAUUUUUUUUAAAAAAAAAAAAGCUUAGACUGAGUUUUAGCACACAUGAAAAACUUAAAUCAAAUUCCUUUUUCCUGAUGAAUAGCCUUUGGACUAUAAUGUAACUUAAACAGAAAACUAUCUUUAGAAAGAUUUUUCCUCCAAAAGCAUUUUAUUUUAAAAAUCUGAUUUAAGUUUUUAAAAAAAUGAUUUUUAAAAAUUUUAUUUUAAAGAAAUCAUGGAUUUUUAUUCACCCUGGGCUGUUGUGGAGUCUUGGGUUGGUGAGGACAUUAUUCCGUUUAGCUGUCCUAUUUGCCUUACCUGUCUUUUUGCUCUCCUCUCCCCACCUCCACUCCCAAUUUUGGGGUUUUCCGGACAUCAGUGCAUCUACAAGCAAUUUGAUACUGAUCGAUCUGGAACCAUCGGCAGCAGCGAACUCCCUGGAGCCUUUGAGGCAGCAGGUAAGGGGCAAACGUGAUUGGGUACCUAAAAAACGCCAUCCACACCAUACAUUUAAAGCACUAUGGCAUCAUUUUAAACAUUCCUGGCUUCCCCCAAAGAAUUCUGGGAGUUGUAGUUUGUUAAAAGGGUGUUGAAUCCCUUGCCGGAAUUAAGAUUGCCGGAAGAAAUAUCAACAACCUCAGAUAUGCAGAUGACACAACCUUGAUGGCAGAAAGUGAGGAGGAAUUAAAAAACCUUUUACUGAGGGUGAAAGAGGAGAGUGCAAAAUAUGGUCUGAAGCUCAACAUCAAAAAAACGAAGAUCAUGGCCACUGGGCCCAUCACCUCCUGGCAAAUAGAAGGGGAAGAAAUGGAGGCAGUGAGAGAUUUUACUUUCUUGGGCUCCAUGAUCACUGCAGAUGGUGACAGCAGCCAGGAAAUUAAAAGACGCCUGCUCCUUGGGAGAAAAGCAAUGACAAACCUAGACAGCAUCUUAAAAAGCAGAGACAUGACCUUGCCAACAAAGGUCCGUAUAGUAAAAGCUAUGGUUUUCCCAGUAGUGAUGUAUGGAAGUGAAAGCUGGACCAUCAAGAAGGCUGAUUGUGGAAGAAUGGAUGCUUUUGAAUUGUGGUGCUGGAGGAGACUCUGGAGAGUCCCAUGGACUGCAAGAAGAUCCAACCUCUCCAUUCUGAAGGAAAUCAGCCCUGAGUGCUCACUGGAAGGACAGAUCGUGAAGCUGAGGCUCCAGUACUUUGGCCACUCCGAGGUCCAGCGCCAAGGGCCUUCUGGCGGUUCCCUCACUGCGAGAAGUGAGGUUACAGGGAACCAGGUAGAGGGCCUUCUCGGUGGUGGCGCCCGCCCUGUGGCCCUCCCUCCCAUCAGAUGUCAAGGAGAUAAAGAACUACACAACUUUUAGAAUAUAUCUGAAGGCAGCCCUGUUUAGGGAAGUUUUUAAUAUUUAAUUCUGUAUUAUUUUUAACACUCAAUUGGGAGCCGCCCAGAGUGGCUGGGGAAACUCAGCCAGAUGGGUGGGGUAUAAAAAAAAAUAUUAUUAUUAUUAUUAUUAUUAUUAUUAUUAUUAUUAUUAAUUUAAGGAACCACAGAAAGGGGAAGGGCCUGAAAUGUUAAAUUGAUUGUAAAACUAAUGAAAUGUAUAAACUUGAAAAGUAUAAACAACAACAACAACAAUUAAUAAUAAUAAUAAUAAUAAUAAUAAUAAUAAUAAUAAUAGAAGAGCUGUUCUCUGACUAGCUCCUCCCUCUUUCCUGCCCUCCAAUUUCCCCCCUUUCCUUGCCAGGCUUCCGGCUCAACGAGCAGCUAUACAGCAUGAUCGUGCGCAGAUACUCUGAUGAGAACGGGAACAUGGACUUUGACAACUUCAUCAGCUGUUUGGUGCGCCUGGACGCCAUGUUUCGUAAGUCUGCAUCGCCGGGCGUUCUGCCAGAGGGAUCCCUUGCGGGUCCCUUGUUUCCUUUCCAAAAAGAGCUGUCUCAAGCAGCCGCUGGAUUUGGGUCGGGUGCCUCUGGUGACUCCACCCCCAGGCUGGCUGCCUUUUCACGGGAGUCCUUGCACCCACUUGUGUGAAUGUUGACACUGCCUGGGUUGAGGGCAUCACUGAUCCCCGCACUUCAAGGCUGGGGCUCUUGAGUGCAGAACCACAUCCUUCCGUGAUGAUACAGUCAUAUCUCGGGUUAAAUGUGCUUCAGGUUGAGCACUUUUGGGUUGCGCUCCGUAGCGACCCGGAGGUAACGGAACCCGUUACUUCCGGGCUUCACUGCUCGUGCAUGCGCAGAUGCUCAGAAUGACGUCACGCGCAUGUGCAAAAGCGGCGAAUCGCAACACGCGUGGACACGGGUUGCAUUUGCUUCAGGAUGCGAACAGGGAUCCGGAACGGAUCCCGUUCGUAUCCAGAGGUACCACUGUAUUAACUUACGGUAGGUGUGUGUGGUUUGGGAGCUGCACGGUCAGGGGAAAAACAAUGCUAUCCAGGGUUGUAAAGACUGCAGAGAGAAUUACUGGGUGCACUCUUCCCACCUUGGAUCAAAUCUACGCUUCCAGGUGCCAUAAGAAAGCUGCAGAGAUAGCGCAGGAUAGUGCGCACCCUGGAAAUGAUCUCUUUCAGCUUCUGCCUUCUGGAAGAAGGUACAGGGUUAUAAAGACCAGGACUAGCCGCCUGAGAAACAGUUUCUAUCCAAAUGCGAUUUUGGUUCUAAACGCAGUGUAAGGUACUCUGUGUAGGAGUAUAUUGUAUUUAAUUAGGGGGUAUCAGAGUUUUUAGGGGGCCAACCAAGCUGGGAUAGCAGGCUUGUUGGUUUCUGAAUGUCUGAUGUAGAGUUUUUCAAUUUCGUUGUUCUGUAUGGGACAAUGGCAAUAAAGAUUAACGUAUCGUAUCCGUUCUGCUUUCAGGUGCCUUCAAAUCUCUGGACAGGGAUGGAAGCGGGCAGAUCCGUGUGACCUUGAAGGAGGUGAGGAGAACGUCUGGCUCUUGUUCCACUCCAGGGCAAGGGAGCUGAGCAGGAGGAAUCCGCCGAGUGCGGAAACCCAGCAAGGAUCCAAAGAUCUUGGGGACAGAAGGGUUAGGGUUGCUAAGGAAUGAGCCAAGCAAAAAACGACCGCAUGCAUUUAUUGUUUAUUUGAAAGCAUUUAUAAAAACACUUUUUAAAAAGCACCGCAAAGUGGUGCAUAAUAUAAAAAAUAUACAAAACAAACCAGAAUUGUAGAGCUGGAAGGGAUGCAGGAAUCAUAGCGGAAGCAUCUCUGACAAAUGGCCAUCCAACCUCUGCUUAGAAACCUCCAAUGAAGGAGAAGACUGUAUUUUUCGCUCCAUAAGACGCACUUUUUCCCUCCUAAAAAGUAAGGGGAAAUGUUUGUGCGUCUUACGGAGCGAAUGCAGGCUGCGCAGCUAUCCCAGAAGCCAGAACAGCAUGAGGGAUCACUGCGCAGCAAAAGCAGUGCUCUUGCUGUUCUGGCUUCUGGGAUUCAGAAUAUUUUUUUCCUUGUUUUCCUCCUCCAAAAACUAGGUGCGUCUUAUGGUCUGGUGCACCUUAUAUAGCGAAAAAUACGUUAUAUCACCACCCGAGAGAGUCUGGUCCAUUCUCAAACAGCUCUUGCCAUCAGGACGUUCUGACUAAUGUUCAGUCAGAAUCUUACACCGUUUGUGGGAUUCUGGGAACCGGGGUUUGGUAUGGCUGCCGAGAGUCCUUAGGAGACCCCUCCAGUCUGGAGGGUGGCAACACAAAAACAGGCCUUUUCUGUGGUGGCUCCCUGUUUGUGGAAUGCCCUACCUAGGAAGGCUCGCUUGGCACCUUCGUUACAGGGUCAGCUGAAAACUUUCCUUUAUAACCAGGCCUUUGGCCUUAAACUAUCUGUGGCCUGGGAUGGUUUCUCUUUCCUCUUGGUUUUAAUGUAUUUAUGUGGGGCCGAUUGUCUGGCUGGUUGUAAGUCGCUUUGGGUUGCCUUGGGCAAGAUAAAACAUCUAACAAAAUUUUAAUAAUAAUAAUAAUAAAUGCCACCACAGAGCUACAGUUCCCAGAGCGGUCCAACCGCCAAUCCCUCUUCCCAGAGAAUUCUGGGGGUUGUCGCUCUGCGAGUUUCCUAACGACGCUCAACACCCUUAAUGAACUACAGUUCCCAGGAUUCCCUGGGGGAAUUCAUGGCUUUUCAGAGCAAUGGGACACCGUUUUCAACGCACGGUGCAGACGGGGCUUAUUUUCCUGGGCCCAGCAGAAAGAGAAGGGAGCAACUGAGUCUCCCGUUGAUUUGCCGGAGGCAAACUUGCUAUAGUUCGGCUCAGGAAAAGCUUUUGCCGUGAGCUCUGCUUCCGAGGAGGGAAAUAAAGAACGAGGAGAUGCUGGGGUGCAGACAGGGAACAGCCUAUGGGUGAGACUGGGAGAUAUGGGGCCGAAUAGGGGAGCAGCAGACCAGCUUGCAGGAGACGGAGAGAUAAUAAUAAUAAUAAUAAUAAUAAUAAUAAUAAUAAUAAUAAUUUAUUUAUAUCCCACCCUCCCCAGCCGAAGCCGGGUUCAGGGCGGCUAACAACAAUAAAAUAGUACAACAUUCUAAAAUCAUUUCGUUAUAAAAUUAAUUCAACUCAAAUUGAUGGCAACCAUUAGGCUAAAGUUCUGUGAAGAUUGCCAAAGGAGGGAGUCAGACUGUGCCCUGACCAAAGGCCUGGUGGAACAGCUCCAUCUUGCAGGCCCUGUGGAAAGAUGUCAAGUCCCGCAGGGCCCUGGUCUCUUGUGACAAAGCGUUCCACCAACUCGGGGCCGGUACUGAAAAGGCCCUGGCCCUAGUUGAGACCAACCUAACCACCUUGCAAAUUGGGACCUCCAAAAUAUUGUCAUAUUGUCAUACCAGUGCAGCUGGUAUAGCACUGGGUGAAUGUGAUCUCGCAGCGAGGACCCCAUAAGGAGUCUCGCCGCGGCAUUCUGCACCCGCUGGAGUUUCUGGGUCAGUCUCAAGGGCAGCCCUACGUAGAGCGAGUCUGGAGGUGACCGUCGCGUGGAUCACAGUGGCUAGGUCAGGGCGAGAGAUGCAGAUGGGGAAGGAGUUGGGCUGGUGAGAUGCUUUGAAGAUGUGGACUAGAAACUUGGAGAGGGUGUGGAGAGUGACGUUCGUCUUCUUUUCCCCAGUGGCUGCAGCUCACCAUGUAUUCGUAA